This is a messenger RNA of Oncorhynchus kisutch (coho salmon), 3662 nucleotides long. Its product is annotated as erythroblast NAD(P)(+)--arginine ADP-ribosyltransferase. Lineage: Eukaryota; Metazoa; Chordata; Actinopteri; Salmoniformes; Salmonidae. Bases 2401 to 3222 code for a protein of 273 amino acids. The record is from RefSeq and is a predicted model, not a curated record. Gene Ontology annotation, molecular function: NAD+-protein-arginine ADP-ribosyltransferase activity; NAD+ poly-ADP-ribosyltransferase activity. The transcript has 3 exons.
UGUGAUGAAAUAUUAGGUAUGUACCCUAAUGAUUUAUGUGAUUACCUGAUUGAGAUAUAUUCCCUUGUUAUUAGUGCACCUUAGUUUUUGGCUCUCCCUGUUGUAUCUAUUCAUCGUACUGUGGUAAGUGUGUUAGUGAUGGGAUAAAGGCAGGAAGGCAGGAAGUUGGGCCUUCAGGUGGGAGGGAGUCCUAGCUAGACGUGGGAGAGGUAUAGUCUUUUGACCAUACAUACACACAUGAGUGUGCAAAGCUGUCAUCAAGGCCAAGGUUGGCUUCUUUGAAGAAUCUCAAAUAUAAAAUAUAUUUUGAUUUGUUUAACACUUUUUUUUUGUUACUAUAUGUACAUGAUUAUUUCGUAGUGUUGAUGUCUUCACCAUUAUUCGUCAAUGUAGAAAAUAGUCCAAAUAAAGAGUAGGUGUACCCACAUUUUGGACUGGUACUGUAUAUCUAUAUGUUUUUACAGGACAAAUGUGAGGAUGCACGUGCCCCAUGACGCUUCUGAUGGUACGUUCUGUUUUGUUGUCAUGUGCACUAGAAUGUGUGUAAAAAAACAUUUGGUAAUAUUACAUCUCCUGUCCUCUUUACCCACCAUGUGUAAAUCUGGUGUAAAUCUACAGAAGAUAUAUAUUACAUCUCCUGUCCUCUUUACCCACCAUGUGUAAAUCUGGUGUAAAUCUACAGAAGAUAUAUAUUACAUCUCCUGUCCUCUUUACCCACCAUGUGUAAAUCUGGUGUAAAUCUACAGAAGAUAUAUAUUAUAUCUCCUGUCCUCUUUACCCACCAUGUGUAAAUCUGGUGUAAAUCUACAGAAGAUAUAUAUUACAUCUCCUGUCCUCUUUACCCACCAUGUGUAAAUCUGGUGUAAAUCUACAGAAGAUAUAUAUUACAUCUCCUGUCCUCUUUACCCACCAUGUGUAAAUCUGGUGUAAAUCUACAGAAGAUAUAUAUUACAUCUCCUGUCCUCUUUACCCACCAUGUGUAAAUCUGGUGUAAAUCUACAGAAGAUAUAUAUUACAUCUCAUUAAAAAGCAACUCCACUAGUUCUCAGGUUGUUCUCUGAUUGGUUUAAAAUUGUAAGCAGCAGCAGUAGCACCCCUUAGCAACUAACGUCUCAAAUAGGAAGCUAAAAGCUCUGUGGCUAAUCUGAUCAACACUGUCAGGGUUAGUAGUUUCCUGUGUCUGAUGUCAGAGCUCAGUAAUGCUGAAUCUAUCAACCACAACAAGGAGAGAACGGUCUCGUUCCAGGCCAACUAUAUUGCUGUUGAGUUUGACGCUACGACAAGUGAGCAUCAAAUCGCUAUACCAUAUGAUGUGGUUAACUGAUAUGUUAAACAGUAAUCCAGGAGAUGUGAGAUCUGGCAGGUGACUUCAAUGUAGUCAGCCUGGAACGUGGCCAAAAGGGUGGCAGUUAACUGUCAUAACAUCUACUGUCUAUCCACAGGUUAACUGUCAUAACAUCGACUUUUUAUCCACAGUUUAAUUGUCAUAAAAUCUACUGUCUUUCCACAGGUUAAUUGUCAUAACAUCUACUGUCUAUCCACAGGUUAACUGUCAUAACAUCUACUGUCUAUCCACAGGUUAACUCUCAUAACAUCUACUGUCUAUCCACAGGUUAACUGUCAUAAAAUCUACUGUCUUUCCACAGGUUAAUUGUCAUAACAUCUACUGUCUAUCCACAGGUUAACUGUCAUAAAAUCUACUGUCUUUCCACAGGUUAAUUGUCAUAACAUCUACUGUCUAUCCACAGGUUAACUGUCAUAAAAUCUACUGUCUUUCCACAGGUUAAUUGUCAUAACAUCUACUGUCUAUCCACAGGUUAACUGUCAUAUCAUAUACUGUCUAUCCACAGGUUAAUGUCAUAACAUCUACUGUCUAUCCACAGGUUACUUUGACACUAUAACUGUUGUUUUGACACCACUAUAAUACAGAAUAUCUCGAAGAGAUGGAAAUCCUAUGUGUUACUGAGAAAUGUAUGGAACUCAUCCAGUGAUGUCAUUACCAGUCACACAACCUGACAGACUGUGACCAUGACAACUGACCACACGGUGCAGUGGUAGACUUGGGGUCGAGGGGAGCGUCAGAAAGACAGAAAGGGGGAACGUUAACCCUUUCUCAGAAGCGUCACUUUUAGUUGAAAAUGGCCCUGUGGUGAACCAAGGUAGAGCUGUGUACAUCCUCAUGCAUGUGUACAUUUGCAGACAUGAAGAUCUGCAUGACUUUGUUCACGUAUUCGCUUGGUGCUUCAGUGUGGGAACAGGAUUUGUGGUCAUGUCUGCUUGUAAAGUCAGAUCUCUGACCAGGUAUAAGUAGAUCUUGGCAGACCGUCUGCAAAAACACAUCCUGAAGCUGAACAAUACAAAACAACCUCUAUCGUGCUCCAGUCUGGUGCUGCUGAAGUCAUGGAGAGAGACAACAUCCUAACCUUUGCUGUGCUGUGUGUCUUCCAUGUUUGGACUCCGGGUGUGGAUACAAAGAUGGUCAGUCUCCCUCUGCAUGGUCUAAAAUCCAACAUCCCUUUAAACAUGGCUCCAGACUCUGUUGAUGACUCCUACAAGGGCUGUGAGGAUAAGAUGUUCAGGAAGGUGCUUAACUAUUACCUGAAAACGGAGAGACUAAAAAACAAAGAUUUCAACCAGGCUUGGACCGAUGCUGAGGCCCGUUACAAACCGAAACAGAAAAGAGCACUGUCUAAAAUCUAUUCCCUGGCAAUCCAGGUGUAUGUGACUGAAUACUCCCAAAUGUUCAAGUCAUUCAACGAGGCCACUCGCACCCAAAAGAAGAGCUACACCACAACAUUCCAGUACCACUCCCUGCACUUCCUUCUGACCAAUGCUUUACGAAUCCUGAACAAGAAAAAUAAGCGUUUCCAAACCUUCCGAGGAACCAACGUGUCUUUCCACGGAGUCCGAAAUACUGAAAUGCGAUUCGGACAGUUCACCUCGAGCUCUUUAGACAAGAAAAUCGCAGGUGAACGCUUUGGAAAUCGCUCCUGUUUUGAGAUCACCACCUACUUUGGUGCCCCGCUGGGGGAGUACGCAUCUCAGAUGGCUCAUGAGAAGGAGGUGCUGAUUCCUCCCUACGAGGUGUUCAGAAUUACAGAGGUGCUGAAGAGAAAAGACAAGAAAGACCUCUGGUGUGACGUCGUCUACAAAUUGCAGAGUACUAAGAAAGGAAAAAGUGACCUGAAAUGCCAGAUGGUUCGACCACUCCAAGGAGAGUAAAAUCAAAACAGCAACACAGCUGUUUUGCUUUCAGUCAAAUAUGAAAUGCAGUUUUUAGUGCAACACCUGGCUUCCCCAUCCACCGUCGCUCCUCCCACAAAUACAGGAAAUACAGAAAACAUUAGCGGAGCUUUUCCUACUUUCAGAUUGUCAGAUCUGUCCUGUUGUAAGUGUUUCCCACAUUGUUUGCUUAGACUGUUAACCUUUCUUCUGCCAGUGAAUUGGCAUUUGUUGUCAUGUGCACUGCAGCUUUAGCUAAAAACCUAUAAUGAAAAGCAUUCAGCAAUAUUACAUCUCCUGUCCUAUUUAUCCACUACCUACACAUCCAUUAUAAAGAGAUGAAUUUCAUCUCACUUGAAGAAAAUGUGUUUGUUCUCAGGUUAUAAUUACAAUGGGCUACAAAGAUACUCUGAUUUAAAUAAAGAAAUAGCCAAAGAUAA